Salvelinus fontinalis (brook trout) is the source of this 2842-nucleotide messenger RNA. RefSeq lists its product as uncharacterized. NCBI's taxonomy places the organism in Eukaryota, Metazoa, Chordata, Actinopteri, Salmoniformes, Salmonidae. The coding region runs from base 154 to 1173 and encodes 339 amino acids. The record is from RefSeq and is a predicted model, not a curated record. The transcript has 6 exons.
AAAAAUCUUAACAAAACAAUGAAUGUGGGCGUAACUUGACAUUGCUCAGGAUGUUUUGAAGCUUUCUCGAGGGUUAUAGAAAAUACUAGUAGUGGUCAUAUAAGGAUUUGUGGCUGUUGGCCUGAAUUAAGACAUGAAGAAAUACAGAGAACGAUGGAGAGCAAAUUCUGCAUUUUGACCGACACAGAAGACCUCAGAACCCUAAUUUCAAGUACCGAAGAUAAUCUGCAAAUUGAAAGGACAAAGACUUUGUUUGAGGAGAUCCGUGCAUCCAUCAACAACAAUGAAGAAGAGGACCGUUCCUUUUGGAGGCCUGUGCUCCCAUGGGGGGGUGUCUACACCAUCAGGGCGGGGAGGAGGGCCAUCUCAUGCACCCCUCUGUAUGUUAAGAUAAGCCUAAAGAACACCUGCACAAUUGAUGGGUUCCUCAUGAUCCUCUAUAUAAUACUGAGAGACAACCACAGCUUUCCCCGGGAGGUGGGCAUCUUUCUGGGCAGGCAGUUUGUAGAGCAUUUCCUCUACCUGAUGGACUCGUAUGACUACACCACCGUUAAGAUGCUGUGGAUCUGGGACAGGAUGUCCAAGAGGCAGUACCGCUCAGUGAUCCACCAUGCAGCGUUGGAGAUCGACCUGUUUGGUAACGAACAUGAGAACUUCACCAAGAACUUAGAGACAAUGCUGUCCACUAUGCAGGAGAGCCUAUGCACCAACUGGAGCUGUCCUGCUCGCUUCCAGGAGUUCUUACAGAGAACCAUCAACAUCAAUCCUCCUCAUGAGCUGCCCCAUAGAGAUCCCAUUCAGUCAGCGGUGGAGGAGUUCUUCUGUCCCAAAAUUAUUCUCUGCAAAGAACUGGGGUGUAAUGGGUUGAGGGAGUUUUCUCAGAGGGUCUUCUGCCAUGGCCCACCUCCUUUUGUCAUUCUCAACAUGCAGCUAUGGAAGUCUGAGGAGCUGUCCUACGUUCCUUACCAUCUGGCUCUGUCCCAACACAGGUACUCACUGGAAGGCGCCACGCUCUUCAACAAGGAAGAGCAUCACUACUCUGCAGCCUUCCAGAUAGACGGCUACUGGAUGCACUAUGACGGGCUGAGGAGCGACAAUCUGAUCCUGUUAAACAAGCCCCCUGAACUCCUGCUGCUCUCUUCCCUUGUCUACAUCCGCGCCUCAGACAAAUGAGGUGCACAAAGGAUCCUGACGGGACACGGAAGGAAGGAGGGAGACACUCAACAGCACUAAUAGAAAGGAAUCUUUAGAAAAUUGCUCACCUAUACUUACACCUUCCUGUCAUUCUUUUUGUUUCCCUUAAUUCACAGAAAAAUAAUCCUUUACCUUACAUUUGGUUAAUCAUGGUUUUGUCUUUCAUUCCUCAGUGAGAACAUACCAUAACUUUUUGUUUAGCACAAUCAUAUUUUAAUGACAUGUCAACAACUUCCUUCUUCUGUUUUAUACUUUAAGAUUAUUUUUGAAAUGAUGUGCUCUAUUUUGCCUUACUGUUGAAUCUGAAACUGUGUGCAAAGUGAUAAGUGCAUCUUCUCUUUGGGCAUGCUUGGAAUCCAAGAAUAUAUGUAUGAACUAUAGUAGUUCUGGGCAGGUAUGCAUAUUGAAGAAUGAACUCAUAGCUUUACUGCAUAAAUGUUUGUUGAAAGGUUUGCUUGCAGUGUGUUCUCUUGGGUGGGAUGGCAUUCAGAGAAGCAAAUUCAGCUAAUUCAACUUUGAUGUAGACUUGUCAACAGGGUAUAUAAGCUAGACCAGCAAAGCUUCUGUGAGAGUUGGUACAAUACUACAAUCUAUUUGUGCAUACCAGCCCUGACUUCAGAUUAAACUGGUGCUUUUUUAAAUACUAUUUCCACUGUAGUUUGAAACCAUUUAAGUAUUGCUUUGUAUUUUGUGGAAAUUCAAUCAUUAUCCUUGAUUUACUUGCUUGUUUUAAGUUGUCCAUGUUUUUUUUUAAUUUAUCCAUUAUUUUACCAGGUAAGUUGACUGAGAACACAUUCUCAUUUACAGCAACGACCUGGGGAAUAGUUACAGGGGAGAGGGGGAUGAAUGAGCCAAUUGUAAACGGGAUUAUUAGGUGGCUGAUGGUUUGAAGGCCAGAUUGGGAAUUUUAGCCAGGACACCAGGGUUCACACCCCUACUCUUACGCUAAGUGCCAUAGGAUCUUUAAUGACCUCAGUCAGGACACCCGUUUAACAUCCCAUCCAAAAGACGGCACCGUACACAGGGCAGUGUCCCCAGUCACUGCCCUGGGGCAUUGGGAUAAUUUUUAGACCAGAGGAAAGAGUGCCUCCUAUUGGCCCUCCAACACCACUUCCAGCAGCAUCUGGUCUCCCAUCCAGGGACUGACCAGGACCAACCCUGUUUAGCUUCAGAAGCAAGCCGGCAGUGGUAUGCUGCUGACUACUUGAUGGAAGUGAACAUGUCAGUGAUUGUUAGAAUACAUGCUCCAAUAAUUGUAUAAAAUCAGUUCUGUCUUAAAUGUCAGUAAUUACAAGUACCCCAGCACAGUGACAUUACAGAAGUGCUUCUUGAGUGCUUGCUUGUUUGCCUUUCAUAGUAUCAUAUGAUAUCCUGCACAAUUCAAUAAGGUAAAUUACAUCCCAAUCUAAAGAUGUCAAACCUGUAAAUAUUAGUAUACAAAUGUGAUUUUGUAAUGCAUUUGAUCAUUUAGAAAUGAACAGAGCAUUGAACCAUCACAUUGUGCCUUUUGGCAAUUUAUCAGUGUACAAUUUCAUUCUUGACAGAACUACAUAAUGAAACUCUUAGAGCAAAAAUACUUGUUCAUGUGUGUAUCUAUGCUUUCAUUCUUAAUUCUUUUUUUUAAACCAAUACAAAUUUUAUAUGCGAA